GGGAAAGGCGUUUGUUAUCAAAGUUCUUUUUUAAAAAGUAAAUAAUUUUACGACAUUUUACCGGUAUCGAAAAUUAGUCUACUUCCGCGCAUGUUUUCAUCGAAAUGGCAGAUGCUAUGAGAUCAACAGUUGCGACCCUAUUAAAGGGAAUAGACAGAUAUAAUCCAGAGAACCUGGGAACACUUGAAAGAUAUGUAGAUAUGCAAAUUAGAGAAAACACAUAUGAUUUGGAAGCUAAUCUUGGUGUUCUUAAAUUGUAUCAGUUUAACCCUGGAUAUUAUCAGACCAAUGUAACGGCCCAGAUAUUGAUGAAGGCUCUUACUAAUCUACCACAUACUGACUUCACAUUGUGUAAAUGUCUCAUAGACACAGUUAGGCAAACAGAGGAACCUGUGAAAACAGUCAUGAAUUUAGCAGAUCUUCUAGAAACUUGCAGAUUCCAGGAAUUUUGGGAGUUGAUACAGAAAGAGCCAGAUGUUACAAUGGGUGUGAAGGGAUUUGAAGACUCAGUCAGAAAAUUUGUAUGCCAUGUUGUUGGUGCCACAUACCAGACUAUACCAGUGCUGCAUCUUACAGAACUACUUGGUGGAAUACCUGAUACACAAGUAAAGCAAUGGAUAAGCAAAUAUGGCUGGAAUCUUAGCACUGAUGGCAAUGUUUAUAUCACUAACCAGGAAGAUAAUAUCAAAACUAAAAAUAUAACAGAGAAAAUCACAUUUGACAGUGUAGCAGCUAUCAUGGCCUCUCAUCGAUAAUAAUAGACUGUACAUUUAACAACAUUCAUUUGGAAUAAUAGUUUAUGGGAUAGGUUCUUCUUUCAUCUGCCACAACUUGAGAAUAAAUGUUCAUUCAUUUGACUUGAAAGUGCUAUAUUCACAUCAGUUUAAUAUUGGUUUAAUAUUUAUAUAUUGAAAUGGAGAAACAAAUAUAUAAUGCAUUGACUAUUGGCUAUGUUUUGCUUGCUAGUGAAGAAGCAAGAUCAGCAGAAACUUUUGAAGCGACUUUGAAAUCUUUAAAGAAAAUAGCAUCUGGAAUAAUUAAUUGUAAUGUUUUAUUAAAACUGUAUACAUUAAUGAUA
Messenger RNA from Ruditapes philippinarum (Manila clam), 1078 nucleotides. Its product is annotated as eukaryotic translation initiation factor 3 subunit K-like. The record is from RefSeq and is a predicted model, not a curated record. Gene Ontology annotation, molecular function: ribosome binding; translation initiation factor activity. The transcript has 8 exons. Gene Ontology annotation, biological process: regulation of translational initiation. Gene Ontology annotation, cellular component: cytoplasm; eukaryotic translation initiation factor 3 complex. The coding region runs from base 105 to 755 and encodes 216 amino acids. Lineage: Eukaryota; Metazoa; Mollusca; Bivalvia; Venerida; Veneridae.